AUGUUUUUGCACAUUGACAAUGAUGAUAAUUCUUAUCGCACUGAAGAAUCAAACGAAUAUGUGACUAACAACAUUGCUGGAACUACGAACUCAUUGCGGCAAAAACCUGGUGCCUCUAAUCAAUAUGGGGAGAAAUCACAUGUUUGUGAAUAUUGUGGAAAGUGUUUUACGGAGUCAUCUAAUUUACAUGUGCACAAGAGAACUCAUACUGGAAAGAAACCGUUCGUUUGUAAACAAUGUGGAAAGAGUUUUUCACAAUUAUCUAUUUUACGAGCGCAUGAACGAACUCAUACUGGAGAGAAACCAUAUUCUUGUAAACAAUGCGGAAAGAGUUUUUCACAAUUAUCUGGUUUACGAGCGCAUGAACGAACUCAUACUGGAGAGAAACCAUAUUCUUGUAAACAAUGCGAAAAGUGGUUUUCAUAUUCAUCUGCUUUAUCAAUACAUGAGCGAACUCACACUGGGAAAAAACCUUUCAUUUGUGAACAAUGUGGAAAAAGUUUUAAUCGAUCAUCUAGUUUACUUGUGCACAAGAGAACUCAUACUGGAAAGAAACCUUUCGUUUGUAAACAAUGUGGAAAGAGUUUUUCACAAUUAUCUAAUUUACGAGCGCAUGAACGAACUCAUACUGGGGAGAAACCUCAUGUUUGUAAACACUGUGGAAAGAGUUUUUCACAAUUAUCUGAUUUACAAGCGCAUGAACGAACUCAUACUGGAGAGAAACCUUAUGUUUGUACACAAUGUGGAAAGGCUUUCUCACGAUCAUCCACUUUAUCUGAACAUGAGAGAAUUCAUACUGGAGAGAAACCACAUAUUUGUAAACAAUGUGGAAAAAGUUUUUCACAAUUAUCUAAUUUACAUGUGCAUGAACGAACUCAUACUGGAGAGAAACCUUAUGUUUGUGAAGAAUGUGGUAAGCAUUUUGCACAUUUAUCCACUUUGCAUGCCCAUGAGCGAAGACAUACUUGAAAGAAUCCAAAUUACAUUGGUAUGAGCAAACCUAACUGUGUAAACAAUGUGUGAUGCGCUUUUUAAAUAGACUUCGUUUACAAAACAACAUAGGCAGGAAAACAACAGUUUGUAAGGAUCGUUUGGAAGACUUUAUUUUUAACCUAAUCAUAAUGCAGGUAUAAGCUACUCAUAUUCUUUUGAAAUUUUGAUUGAAUUUAAAAAUAAAUAGUUUAAAAAGUCAAAACUUUGGAAAUUUUCUACGAGUUUUGAAAUAUAUUCUGCCAUAUUCAUUCGUGCGUUUGGCUUUAUAUUAAGAGAAUAAUAAAUGACAUUAAUAGUUAAUUUGAGAGAAAAGCAAUAUUUUAAAAGCUCAGUUUUUUGUUUUAAUUUUGUUCAGGUUUUUUUAAAAUAAGAUCUUGAACAAUUAGCCAAACACAGCAAUGAUAAUCCAAUUCGGAUUUUACCAGAUGAUGCUAGCUUUAGUUAUCAGAUAAGUCAAUUUCAAUAAAUUUUUGUACAUACAUGUUGUAAUUUUAUUUUGUAACACCAUAAUUCGAUAACAUUGCGGCGGAAUUUCUCAACUUAAACUCACAUAUGUCAGAUGACCAAUUUUUUUUUUUUGAAAGUUUGAAAUUAACCGAUGAAAUUAAAUAUUUUUCAUUUAAUGUGGACAAUGUGAUAUUUAUUGUGCUUUGAAAACUGGGAGUGUUAAUGAUCAAAUGCUAAUGAUGGUAACAUAAUGAAGGACUGAAGACGGAAGUGUAUAUGGCAGUGGUUCUCGAACUUUUUUUGCUCGUUUAGUGUCUUUGAACAAGUUAUUCCGCGAAUUUUCAUGCGAUGUGCCUGUUUUAAAAAACGAUUGGAACGAGGUUUUAUCGCUCCCUUUUUUCCUUCUACGCGCCUCACAAUUGAGGUUGGGGUAGAAA
Molecule: messenger RNA, 1877 nt
Organism: Styela clava
Lineage: Eukaryota; Metazoa; Chordata; Ascidiacea; Stolidobranchia; Styelidae
Source: RefSeq, a predicted model, not a curated record